UCUACCGUCUCACCUCUUUUCCUUUCAACUAAAAGUCAAAAUCUUCACUGUAAACUCAAUGCCUUUUUUAAAUCACUAGACGAAAAUUCAAUGACAGUUCACACGAAGUUUCCUCAGAUUCAAACCAGGUAUCCAAACUCUCUCAACAUAUAGACAUUAAUUUAUUCUCUACCAACCCACCAUCAAAGCACCAAAGAUAACAGAGACAAUUCAGAGCUCACCUCAUUUCACAUCCUGAAUUUGCAGAUUCCGCAGCUCACAAGUUUUUAGCAGUCUACCCAAUACCAGGCUUAUAACCAAGCUUUCUUUAAACUUUGUGCGUAUAUAUAAAUAGCAAGGGAUCAGAGAGAUUAGAGGCCAUUCAUACCUCAAGAAAUUUGCUUGAGGUAUCCCAGAGUUUUGGGGGCAGCCAUGGCUACUAUUCCCGUGGCUUACCAAGAGCAUCUUCCUGCUUCUCCUGAAUGGCUAAACAAAGGAGACAACGGAUGGCAGAUGACAGCAGCUACACUGGUGGGCAUCCAAAGCAUGCCAGGGCUUGUGAUUCUGUAUGCGAGCAUCGUCAAGAAGAAAUGGGCCGUCAACUCUGCUUUCAUGGCUCUCUAUGCCUUCGCUGCUGUCCUUAUCUGUUGGGUGCUUGUUGGUUUCAGAAUGGCCUUUGGAGACGAGCUCCUUCCCUUCUGGGGCAAGGGAGCCCCAGCUCUGGGUCAGAAGUUCCUCAUAGCUCGAGCCAAUGUCCCUGAAAGCACCCACCUCUACAGCAAUGGCACUGUAGAAACACAAACCGUGCGGCCAUUUUUUCCCAUGGCUACUCUUGUCUAUUUCCAGUUCACUUUUGCUGCUAUCACGCUUAUCUUGCUCGCCGGUUCGGUUCUUGGCCGCAUGAACAUUAAGGCCUGGAUGGCUUUCGUCCCUCUCUGGCUCAUUUUCUCAUACACCGUAGGGGCAUUCAGCUUGUGGGGCGGCGGAUUCCUCUACCAGUGGGGCGUCAUGGAUUACUCCGGCGGUUAUGUUAUCCACCUCUCCUCCGGAAUCGCCGGCUUCACCGCCGCAUACUGGGUAGGACCGAGGCUGAAGAGCGACAGAGAGAGGUUUCCACCGAACAAUGUGCUGCUGAUGCUUGCAGGAGCAGGGCUUCUAUGGAUGGGUUGGUCGGGGUUCAACGGCGGAGCGCCGUACGCGGCAAGCGUUGACUCGUCGAUGGCGGUGCUGAACACUAACAUAUGCGCAGCAACGAGCCUUCUGGUAUGGACGACGCUGGACGUGGUGUUCUUCGGGAAGCCUUCGGUGAUCGGAGCCGUUCAGGGCAUGAUGACCGGACUGGUUUGCAUCACCCCCGGAGCAGGGUUGGUGCAGUCGUGGGCGGCUAUAGUAAUGGGAAUUCUGUCCGGCAGCGUUCCAUGGUUCACCAUGAUGAUCCUUCACAAAAAAUCUUCUCUCCUUCAACAGGUAGAUGACACCCUGGGAGUAUUUCACACGCACGCAGUGGCGGGGCUUUUGGGUGGCCUCCUGACUGGUCUCUUGGCGGAGCCGGAGCUUUGCCGGCUGAUAUUGCCGGUGACCAACUCGAGGGGCGCCUUCUAUGGCGGCAGUGGCGGCAUUCAGUUCGUGAAGCAGAUUGUGGCAGCCCUAUUUGUGGCGGGAUGGAACCUGGUGUCCACCACCCUCAUUCUUCUGGCCAUUCGUCUCUUUAUACCGCUGAGGAUGCCGGACGAGCAGCUUGAGAUCGGCGAUGAUGCCGUGCACGGCGAGGAGGCCUAUGCACUUUGGGGUGACGGAGAGAGAUAUGAACCUAACAAGCAUGGCUCCUCAGACAUUCAUGGAUCUGCGGUGUCACCGUACGUGAGUGGUGCAAGAGGCGUUACCAUUAAUUUAUAGAGACCAUCAUAUUUUACCAUUUAGAAAUGUAUAUUUCUUGGAUUUUUGGUCUUCGAUGAAUUUAUGUAUGUGUGAGAUUUAAAAUACGUGACAUUUCCCACACAUACAUGAAAUUUCCGACGUAUGCUGUUUUAUUUUUGUUGUAAAUCUUUCUGCGUUUUCUGAAGUCAAAAUUUAGGUGAUUGUUCAUACAUGAAUAUGACGUGAUCUUGAUGAAGAAAUCAAAAGAAAGAAAUUAUUCUUUUUUAUUUUUA
Messenger RNA from Prosopis cineraria, 2129 nucleotides. RefSeq names its product ammonium transporter 2-like. Lineage: Eukaryota; Viridiplantae; Streptophyta; Magnoliopsida; Fabales; Fabaceae. Bases 412 to 1875 code for a protein of 487 amino acids. Gene Ontology annotation, molecular function: ammonium channel activity. Gene Ontology annotation, cellular component: plasma membrane. Gene Ontology annotation, biological process: ammonium transmembrane transport. The record is from RefSeq and is a predicted model, not a curated record. The transcript has 4 exons.